Molecule: messenger RNA, 3532 nt
Organism: Pleuronectes platessa (European plaice)
Lineage: Eukaryota; Metazoa; Chordata; Actinopteri; Pleuronectiformes; Pleuronectidae
Gene: ankfn1a
Product: ankyrin repeat and fibronectin type III domain containing 1
Exons: 20
Coding region: 110-3532 (1140 amino acids)
Biological process (GO): establishment of mitotic spindle orientation; regulation of establishment of bipolar cell polarity
Cellular component (GO): spindle
Molecular function (GO): protein binding
Source: RefSeq, a predicted model, not a curated record
CACUAAGAUCUCACGGUGGAGGUGGAACCAGAGAGCGGCUGGAGAUGCUCUGAUUAGAGACCUGAGACCCCGAACCUCACUCAGUCUGGACAGACGCCUCCCGGCUGUGAUGACCCAGCAGAUGCAGAACCUGCAGUUGGCCCAGACCAGGAAGUGCCCCAGUGGGCCGGCCUCCCCCAGCGCCGCCAAGCGCCUCUACAGGAACCUGUCAGAGAAGCUGCGAGGAAGCACCUCCUCCUUCGAGGAUGCCUACUUCUUCGGGAAGACGGAUCGCCUCCGUAAGGCCUCUGUGACGUUUGAAGGCAGCGACUGCAUCUUCGAGGCGGUGGAGCAGCAGGACCUGGACACGGUGCAGAUUCUUCUCUAUCAAUUCUCGGCCGAGGAGCUGGACCUGAACUCCCCCAACAGCCAGGGCCUGACGCCGCUGGACAUCGCCAUCAUGACCAACAACACGCCCAUCGCCAAACUGCUGCUGAAGGCCGGCGGCAAGGAGAGUCCUCACUUCGUGAGCGUGGCGAGUCGGGAGGCCCACCUCAGCUCUCUGGUGCUGGAGGCGGAGCGCCGGGCCUCGGACCUGGCGGCUCAGGCCCAGAGGGACGGCCUGUCGCUGGAGGCCUGUCACAAGGACAAGCAGCUGAGGAUCUGGGAGUGGAGGAGCAAGCUGUACAAACGCAUGAGCACUGGCUUCCAGCACGCACGAGCGCCGGAGGCCCCGUCCAUGGUUCGUCUGAGCGUGAGCAGCAGCUCCACGCUGAGCGUCUCGUUUCAGGAGCCGCUCUGUCUCAACUCCACGGUGGUGACCAAAUACCGAGUGGAGUGGAGCUGUUUGAAGGACUUCUCCCUCCUCGCUGGAGAGACGCUGGUGGACAACCUGCAGAGUCUGAAGUGCACCAUCAGCGGUCUGACCACGGGUCGACUCUACUACGUUCGAGUGUCGGCCUUUAACAUGAAGGGCUGGGGUCCGCCCACCUCCUCACUCCCCCCAUCUGCAGCUCCUUCCAAUUGGAGGGAGAGUGACGGGCGGGAGCCGAAGAGACGAGGACACAUCGAGGCCAUGGAGCGUCUGCUGCAGCAGGUCCGAGCCACGCACACACACUACUGCUGCGGGGACGCGUCCAAGCUCCAGAACCCGAGCAGGAAGCAGUCGGUCUCCAGGAGCAUCAAACAUCUGUUCAACUCGUCCAACAAGUUCGUGAAGACUCUGAAGAGGGGGAUUUAUCUGGCGGCCAUCUUCUACCAUAAGGACAGUUUGUUGGUGACGGCCGAGGAUCAGAUCCCCAUCGUGGAGGUGGACGACUCCUACAGCAGCUCCCUCAUGCAGGACUUCCUCUGGUUCACCAAGCUGUCCUGUAUGUGGGAGGACGUGCGCUGGCUGAGACAGAGCAUGUCCGUCUCCAUGUCGUCCUCGUCCACGCUGCAGGCUCGACACAAGAUGCUGACCGCCGCCGCUCAGCUGCAGAACCUGCUGGGAACUCACAACCUGGGCCGCGUCCACUACGAGCCCAUCAAGGAUCGCCACGGGAACGUGCUGCUGGUGACGGUGCAGGAGGCGGGGGGGCAGCCGGCCGGCGGGAGGUGGCUGCAGGUGACGAAGCUGCAGAGCCAGAGGAAGUCUCUGUCCACGCCCGAGGAGCCCUACGCCCUGGACAUCCUCAUCAUCACCAUCCAGGACAUCUUGGCGUACCAGCGGCGUGGCACUCACCGCCUGGCGCCCGGCCUCUACCUCGGCUUCCUGAAGCUCAGCAGCUCCGUGGACCAGAUCCGGGUCCUGGUGUCCCAGCGAACUCCCAACAUGCUUUGCCACACCCGCGUCCGGGAGAACGCCAACGUGUCCAGGGACGAGUGGGACUGGAUCCAGAAGCUGUCAGCGGCCGGAGAGAGGGAGCCCGGCAGGACGGAGGGCGAGGAGAGCCACGCCCCCUUACUGUUCUACGAGCUGCAGACGGCGAUCAAGUCUCUGCUGAAGCUCAUCAACCAACCGCUGCACCAGGCCCGUCACUUCCGUGUCUACAGCCAGGAAGUGGUGGAGCUCGGUCACGGCGUCUCCUUCCUGCUGCUGCUGCCGGCGGCCGAUGACGUUUGCUCCGCCCCCGGGCAGUCCAACCCCUACACCCCCCUGUCAGGGUUCCUCCUCCUGCCCCUGCCCAUGUUCGAACUGGGUCAUUUCUGCACCUACAAAGAGAAGUUCAUCAGUCUGUACUGCCGUCUGUCCUCCGUCCUGGACCUGGACGCCCUCAUUACCCAGCAGGCACUGCGGGAGGCCAUCACCGACAGUGAGGUGACCACAGCCAAACAAAGACACCAGCUGAUCCUGGACUACAUCCAGCAGCUGGACGACAUGCGUCGGGACCUGCGUUGGAUCACGGACGCUCUGCAGUACGCUCGCUACAAGCAGCCUCGGGGGGGCGCGCCCAUCACCUGCCUGGUGGACGCCAACGCUCCGGAGAGUCUCUCCGACCAACAGAAGACCGACUCCACCUCCUCCACCAUGGACUACCUGCCCACGCCUUCGCCCUCGCCUGAACUCCACAGGAGGAAGGCCAUCAGCGACUCUCUGCUGGGCUCCGAUGAGGACGGCUCCUCGGAGGUGUUCCUGCCGACGGACAGCGACUACGACUCCAGCGACGCCCUGAGCCCCCGCGAGCUGGACCUGCUCUACUCCCCGUCCCGGGACCUGUCCCAGCAGGCCGUGCACUCGCUGGGCGGCAGCGCCCCCGACGUGCUGCAGAUCCACGAGCUCAGGUCAGUCGGGUCCAUGUACAGCGUCUGCCCGCCCAAAGACCCCCCCCACUCCCCAACGGUGAAGGAGCCCACAUCUGAAGACGCUCCUCUCUCCUCCCCCCUUCUCCCUCACUCUCCCUCUCUCUCCAAAGACUUCCCUCUCUGUAUAUCCACUUUACCUCGAUCGCCCUCCCUGUCCAGGACCCUCCCCACCUCUCCGUCCCUCCCCCUCUCCCCGUCUCUGUCCGACACCACCAGGACUCUGGACAGCCUCUCCCUGUCCAAGAGCCACCAGGAGGAGGUCACUCCCCUAAGGGCCCUCACCAACCCCCCCGCCAAGCGCAAACUGCUCUCCAGGAGUCACAGGGGCCAGUACUUCAGUGGGCCCCAGCGCUGGCUGAGGGGCCAGAGUGGGGAGAGUCUCACCGGCUCGUUAUCUGAGGGCGUCUACACCAAGCAGCUUGAAACCAGCCUUCCGCUGCUCGGGGACCCGCCCGACCCACAGGGCCCCCCCUACGUUAGCCACGCCUCCCACGUCCUUGAGAGUCGGAGGGGCCGCCAGCGGGAGCCACGCCCCCACGUCCGCAGGAUCUUCGUGGAGCCCUGCAACAAGCUGUCACCGGGCCACGAGGGGAGGGGCUGGGGCGGGGAGGGAGGCGCAGAGGAGGAGGCGGCUGCAGGUGCGUCGGUGGUGCAGGGGGCAGCGUCUUGGGGGGAGGGGGAGGGGCCAGAGGGAGCCACUGCGCAGGACGUAGAUUCAGACGACCAAACCAACGCCCAAGUGUCGGAGAUCCUGAGCAGCACGCUGUAG